This is a messenger RNA of Leptonychotes weddellii (Weddell seal), 1284 nucleotides long. The record is from RefSeq and is a predicted model, not a curated record. NCBI's taxonomy places the organism in Eukaryota, Metazoa, Chordata, Mammalia, Carnivora, Phocidae.
GCCGCGCCCGCCCUCCCGCCGCGUCCCUUUGCAAAUGCAGACUCCGACUGCGCGGGGUCUCACUUGCGCCCGGCCUCCGCCCUCCUCUCCUCUCUUCCUCCUCCUCCUCUUCCUCUCCUCUCCUCUCCCGUGGCCCCGGCCCGCGCUGCCCCGGGCCAGGUUCGACGUGUGUCUCCGCAGCGCAUUGGCAAUGGAGCGCCUUGUCGCCCGCCGCACCUUUCCCCUGUUCGCGCGCACCAGCGCCUGCCGCAGCCUCUUCGGGCCGGUGGACCACGAGGAGCUGAGCCGUGAGCUGCAGAUCCGCCUGGCCGAGCUGAGUGCCGAGGACCAGCGCCGCUGGGACUACAACUUCCAGCAGGACGUGCCACUGCGCGGCCCCGGGCGUCUGCAGUGGACCGAGGUGGACAGCGACUCCGUGCCCGCCUUCUACCGCGAGACGGUGCAGAUUUCUUCGCCAAGCGCAAGAGACCCGCGCCCGAGGCCAAGGCGUCGAACGAGGUUCCCGCGGGAUGCGCCGCCCCAGGCGCCGCUCCAGCCGUAGGCUCGGUGGGUACGGCCCCGCGCGCGCUGGGCGGGAGGGGUCGCCCCGCGGGGUCCUCGCGGCCACCCUCCCGCUGGGCAGCGGACAGGACAGGAGCGCGGGGCCUCGGCUGGGACCGUCCAUGUAGCAGCAACCGGCGGCAGCUGCCACCGAGCAGCGUUCGGUUUCGUGUUUAAAAUUUAAAAAAAAAAAAAACUGUGCAAUGUAUUAAUAACGUCUUUUAUAUCUAAAUGUAUUCUGCACGAGGAGUACACUGGUCCCAAGGUGUAAAGCUUUAAGAGUCAUUUAUAUAAAAUGUUUAAUCUCUGCUGAAACUCAGUGCAAAAAAAUGAAAAAAGAAAAAAAAAAGGAAAAAAGAAAAAAACAUGUAUAUUUGUACAAAAAGUUUUUAAAGUUAUACUAACUUAUAUUUUCUAUUUAUGUCGAGGCGUGGGCCGCUCUGCCACGCGAUAGCUCGGUUAUUGGUUAUGCCAAAGGCACGUCACCGCAUCUGGUUAUCGACAAAUGUAAAUUUAUUUUUAUAGCGGACUCUGGGGGGAGGGGGUCGCUCACAAGCUGUAGCUGCCGUACAAGCCCAUCUAGCUAGCAGUUCUCUUCGCGCUUUCGCUGUCUCUUUUUAUUAUUAUGAUUAUUUUAAACUUGAAGACAAAUUUGUUAACAUGGUUCCUGAGCCGUCUGCACCACUGCCCCGGCCCCUCGUCCGCCGGGUUCUAAAUAAAGAGGCCGAAAAACGCUGCAAGUCA